GUCUGUUUUCAGCAUUGUGGGUGGGCCAGUAUUACAGGACACAGCCAAAAUAUGGAAUGGAGGGCUUACUAACUUCAUCGAUUGAUACAACACUUUUGGAGAUUCUACAAUACACAGGCAGUGUGCGCUCACUGUGAAGAAAUCUCAGGAAGGUCAGACAUGGGCUUAUCACUGUGGACUCCUAGCACAGCAACAGAGAACACAGGCCCCAGUACAAGCCUCGGCACAAGAGAACAAGGAAAGAAGCCAGAACUGAAUGCAUCUGUGACUCCUCAGCGUCCCACACUUGGAGAAGAAAACAGCUCUCAACAGUGCACUUUUUUCCUGGAGCAACAUGAAGACAGACUGUUGGCCUUAAGGAGACAAGUAGGUGAAAAACAAGUUGAACAAUGGGGUAGACAGAGAGAUACAACAGAACCAGACUUGAUGAUUCUGAAAUCCAGAUGGGAAACUGCAGUUGGAGUUCCUCAAAUUUAGGGACCAAGAUUCUACUCUGGGAAUAAAGACUGCUCUCUUCAACACCUCUGCUGAACAGGGGAGGACUCUGAACCAACACCAUGGACACAAGCAAGCAGACCCCUGAUGAGCCUCUCCUCAGAAGCAAAAGGAGGCAAGAUCUUCCAGAGAUGCUCAGAGAAGUAGGACUGGAAGUUGAGUACUGGUUGAUCAAGCUGAAGGAAGUCCUGGGUGUGACCUGCGCCCAGUCAUUAAGUUAUUUAAAAGAAAAAGACCUCCAGAAGCUGAAAUAUGAGGUAAAAUAUCCAUGGGAGAAAAGGGCCCUGGAGAAGCUGCUUGACCUGUCCCACUCAAAUAGUCUUGCAGAGUUACAGGAGUCACCAGUGGAGAGGAAAAAGGAGAAGCAGACAGAACAAGCAGUGAAAGAGCUGAGGAACUUGCUGUCAGAAGGGAGACAGAGACAGGAAGAGGCAGUGAAGAGAAAGGAAGCAGAGCUGAGGCAAGCCAUGGAGAUCCCUGAAGAGAACAGGCUGAAGCCUCCAAAGCCCCUCAGGGAAGUCAUGGAAAUCAUAAAGAAAGAAUUCAGUCCCAUGGAGCAGACGCCAUCCCACAGGCCAAACCUCCCAGAUAGAGAUCUGGUAAGAUGGGCAUCUGGAGGGCUGGCCCUGCAGGGAAUAUACAAAACCUGCCACCACAUGGACCUGAUACAGAGGAGAGAGGAGCUACUCAGUGUCCCCAAGGAGUUCUCACUCUUUGGCCCUCAGCAGGGCACAUUGAUGAAAUCUGAAGAAUUCACAUCUUCUCAAGCAGAAGUCACGUUCACCCAGUCUAUGGAGAAUUUAGGCUUCAGUUUAACUACUUCAGCCAAGGGUGGAGGUUGGGGAUUUAGUUUAGAAACUGAACUGGAUAAAGGCAAACAUUCAGAAUCCAAGCAAACCCACCUAACAAAUUCUGAGUGCUCUUAUUUCUGCUCAACCAAGUUCAGAUACACUCCCAUGGCAUCCUGCCACUUCCCCAUUGAUCAACUCCAGUUGUCCAAUGCUGCUCUUCAGGAAUUGAAAUGCCUUGAAGACCUUCUGGAUCAGACUACAGACCCUCAGGAAUCCCAGAUGCUGAAACAGUGGAGUGAAAGAUUCUUCCACAGGUUUGGCUCUCAUGCUAACCAAGGCCCUCUGCACCUGGGAGGAAUCUACUGGUGGAAGGCUGUCUCAAAGGGGUUCCAAAAUUAUCACCUAGUUAAUAUAAAGCAGCAGGCAAUAGAGGCCCUGGAUUUUUACAUAAGUGGUGGCUACCAUGGUUUUGGAAUGAAUGUUGCUGCAGGUAUGAAUGUGUCAGACUCACAUUCAAAAGCAGCUAUUCAGAACAAGACUUUUCAAAACCUCCAAACCAAAUUCCAAUUAUCUGUGUCCAAGACAGGUGGACCACCAGAAGCAGAUGACCUUGCUCAAUGGAAAGCUGGCCUUGUUGCCAGCAAUCAAACCUGGUGUGUCAUUGACCGGGGAUUCCAGCUGGUGCCUAUUUGGGACAUUAUCCUCUCCAGCCACAGAAGUGAUUUUAAAGAUCCAUGUAAGGUAGCUAAGUGUCUGAAAGACAACUACACUACUCUGACUGGCCUUGCUUCCCAGAUCCAAGAAGGAGAGGAGAUACUGAGUGUUAGGCAAGAGGUUAGAGUUUUCUUAGAUGCUGUGAAGUCCUGGGAAGUCUCUGAUCCUGAAGAACAGCUUCAAAAGCUGAUAAAUUUUAAGCAAACACUGAGUCAAAAAACAAAAGGAAAUGACACUUGGAUUAACCUAUGCCUCAUAGAUAAGGAUAUGCAGACUUUUCUAGUCAAUACCAUCAAUUUUUGCAAAAUGUCUACCAAUUGUAAAACAAAUUAUAUUAAAAUUCAGUUGUGCAGCCUUCUAGAUCCUCACAUCUACAAGGUGGAAAAUUUUCCUCAGACUCACUCCAUUAUGCACUGGAUCAAACAGUCAGAUUCAGAGCAAGAGCAAGUCCACAUCUCCGAUUUUUCUGAAUUCAUUAAAAAAUUAACAAAAACACAGGAAGAAUUCUUGGAAGUGAAGGUCCAAGAAAAAGUAGAAGAAGCUCAAAGAAAGGCCACAUAUGAGGUCUGCUUGGCUCUCAACAGCUUCUUGAGCCACUUGCAAGCAACAGAGCAGCCAGAUACACAGCUCUUGCUACUUUCCAUUGCAGCUGGUGCAGGAUAUCAGGUAGGAAGCAAUAUUUUUAAGCCUCUCCUGGGGCCUGGUGAGUUAAACUUCCUACUGGAUGAAAUACAAACUGCCUUUAAUGAAUACCAGCAGCUCAAAACUAUUUCCAGCUAUAGGGCCCAUGCAUUCCUGGUGCUCACAGGUCUGACAGCCACAGCUGAAUUAAGAGCUCUAUCUAUAGAAGAGAAGACAAAACGCAUGGAAUUUAUAAUAAAACACAUGGGACAAUUAUUUUCUAAAGAAGUUGUACAUGUCCUCACUAAAUUUGAAGAAGAUCAUGAUUGGGAAAACAUAGAAAGAAACUUGAGAUUACUCAUUGAUGGAGAUUAUGAAGCCACCAUCUCUUCUUUGAAAAGGGAUGACGUUGAAAGAGAGCUACUAAAUCUUUUCCAUGAAAAGAAAUGGCCCUGUGAACCAGAUAUUAACGAAAAUAACACAAAUGAAGUAAUAGAAAAUGAAGCCUUCCUAGACUUACUCCAGCGUCUAGGCCUACAACAUUACUACCCUAAAAAAAUGAGUAAAGCUAAAUUUCAUCUGAUCUACAAGACUUCUCUUUACAACACCCAGCCCAAUUCUGAAAAGGAACUUCCCUUCUAUUUCCUUCAGAAGCUAAUGUUGCUGGAUUAUGGACUGAGAUACCUUGUCUUUAAAGACUAUGGAAAUAUAGAAUCUAAGGUUUCUCCAAGUGCCUCCAAUCAGGAAUAUGAGGGUUUUGAUCCAUAUGAAGACUUUGUUGAAGAUAGUGAUACUCUCACUGAUCCUUUGACUACUGAGUCAAGGCCCCACAUUCACCCCAUGGAUAUCCAGAUGACCAUUUUUCACUGUGCAGAUGAUUUUGCCAGACAAUAUAUUUUGACCAAACUUUCUACUUGUCAAUUUGCCCUGCCUCUCCUGGUGCCAAAUCCUUGCACUUCUCAAAUUGAAUUCUCUCUCUGGUCUCUCAGAAAAGUUAGGAGAAGUUGGCAGCAAGAAAAGAAAUCACCACAUGGAAAGAACAGUCAUAAGUGUCAGCAGAUGUGUUGUGUCUCCACCCCCAUUGUGUCCUUCAUUAGAGUGGGCAAUGGCCUGUCUGCUUCCAAAUCUCAGAUCAUGAACUGUCUUCUCAGUGAACGUAAACAUAAUGUCUUUUUUCACCGACACUGCAGAGAAAGCAGCAAGGACUGCCUCUUGAUGGGAGGUGUGGUAGAAAUCUGCUGGUUUUGGCCUGGAGGGGAAGUGGAGGACAGGUUUGACAACUGUGUGACCUUCAUGAAUCUUCAUGGAGAUGCAAAGGAACAUAAAAGGCAGCUCACUUUCCUGCAGGAGGUCUCUUCUCUCAUUGUGGUCCUCAUGUCAGCUUCUGAUGACAACAAACAAAACCAAAAAAUUGUCCGUGACCUAUGUCAGUCAUCAAGAUCAUUGAUCUGUUUGCUAGAUGACAAAGAAAAAUCCAAACCCAGUAGUUCUGGUAGAAGAGUGAAAAUUGGCCUGAGGAAUAGAAAUGAGGCAGAAUUGACAGAGGAGCUCACAACUACCAUCAGACGUUUGCUAGAGCUCACUGACACAGCUCUCAGCCUAGAGGACUGUUCUCAAAUUGCUCGCCAGCAAGGAUUUCUUAUUGAUGAAGACCAGAGAGAUUGUAAGGAGGGCAAAGAAAAGGCACAGAUUAUAAUGGCUCUUUUAAGAGGAACAGAGUUAUCUAAGGUGAAGGAAACCUUCCUACCGCUUCAGGGACAACUGUGGCAACUUUGGUGUAGGAAGGACAAAGAACUGUAUCAUCUGAGAGAGAAGGGAAAUCGAAGCAUUGAACAACACAAGAGUGAGCUUGAGUCAGAUAAACAAAUAAUUCGGCAAAAACAGGUGCAAAGAGCUUUUCCUCUCAAUGAUGUAAUGUUCUCUGUGCUUCAAAUUCUCUACUGCUAUUCAGAAACUCACACCACACUCUACUUCUUGCAAUGGAUGAGUGUGUUUUUAGAUAGGUUGACUGCAGAGCAUUUGGAGAACCUACAUGAAAAACUAAUUCAUUUGUGGUCAAUUGUGAAAACAGAGAAGCAAAGCUCCCAAAGCAGCAACUCUUUGGAGCUCUGCCAAAAGAAGAUUAGUGAUUAUACCUUAGGAAUUGAGCAGUUUCUCAGAGAGGUUGGCCAGAUCUAUGAAGCUCUGGAAGAAACUUCCUCCACAAAUGAUAUAGUUUUUCUCUUCCUUCCCCAAAUUGCUGCAGACCUGAUGAUAGCUGGUGUCCCCAUAGAGCUGAUGGAUGGAGAUGCUUCCUAUGUGCCCUUAAAAUGGAUGGCAGCUGUUUUUGACAAGCUCUCUGAGAAACUUGGAGACAAACAUCUCUUUGUCCUCUCUGUGCUUGGCCUGCAGAGCUCUGGGAAGUCCACCCUACUGAAUGCUCUUUUUGGGCUGCAGUUCAGUGUAAGUGCAGGCAGGUGUACUAAGGGGGCCUACAUGCAGCUCCUAAAGGUAGACAAGACAUCCACAGAGGAACUUGGCUUUGACUUUGUGCUAGUUGUAGACACAGAAGGACUUCGGGCCCCAGAACUCAGCAACAAAUCCCAGAACUGGGACAACGAGUUAGCCACCUUUGUCAUUGGGCUUGCAAACUUGACUCUGAUCAAUAUAUUUGGGGAGAAUCCAUCAGAAAUGCAGGAUAUCCUACAGAUAGUAGUCCAAGCCUUUCUGAGGAUGAAACAAGUGAAAAUUUCCCCCAGGUGCAUAUUUGUCCAUCAGAAUGUAGGAGAAGUUACAGCUAAAGACCAAACUACAGAAGGACGAAGGCGGUUAGAGCAGAGGCUAGAUGAAAUGGCAGCACUGGCUGCUAAACAAGAAGAGUGCUCAGAUGUCACUCAUUUCAGUGAUGUCAUCAAGUUUGAUGUCAAUACUCACGUGUACUACUUUGCUCACCUCUGGGAUGGCAAUCCCCCCAUGGCCCCUCCCAAUCCUCGCUAUAGCCACAAUGUCCAGGAACUGAAAAGUACAAUUCUUUUAACUGCCAAACAGGAAUCCAGGGGAAGCAUCAUGAAGAUAUCAGAUGUGAAAUUCAGAGUUCAAGAUUUGUGGAGAGCCCUGGUAAGUGAGAACUUCAUUUUCAGUUUCAGAAACACCCGAGAGGUCAUGGCCAUGAGCAAACUGGAAACCAUGUAUAACCACUGGACCUGGGAGCUCAGGAGCCAUAUGUUGGACUUGCAGAACCAGCUUCACAAUCAGAUUCAAAAUAGAAAAAUUCUGACACUCACAUCAAGCAUAAUUGAGUGUCCAGUUACAGAGAAAUAUGAAACAAUCAAGCAAGCACUUGAAAAAUAUUUUACUGAAGACCCAGAGAGAGAGAUACUUGUCCAAUGGAAAGCCUAUUUUGAAAAUAAGCUACUAAUCCUUAAAGAGUCACUUAUUUCAGACACCAAGAGAAAAGCCCAUGAACUUAUUCAUCUCAAACAAAAUCAAGAACAACUAGAACAGAAAAAGACUGUAUAUGAAAAUGAAUUAUUGAAGAAGAGCCAAAACUUGGCUUUAAGAGUAAAAGGUAAAAAGUUGAGUGAUGAAGAGUUAUAUGAGAAAUUCAGUCAACUUUGGGGAAAAUGGGUUUGUGAAGUAUCCUCAAAUCUCCCUCAAGCCACAGAGCCUAAAAUUGAUGUGCAUGCUGAAAACAUCCUUUUGGAUUAUUUCAGAAAAGAGAAAAACGUAGUAGAAAAACUAAAGAGAAAUAUUGGAAAGAAUUUUCAGCUAGAUUUUGGAAAACAUGUCAAGAUGUGUAAGGAAUAUUUCUUUCUCACAAAGAGUUUAGAGGCCUGUGAUAAAGUGUCCAUUGAUAUGACUACUGAUCGUAUUUUUUCAAGAUUUAAUGAAUAUAUUGAAAAUAUUACGAAUCAACAACGUGAUUAUGAUCAAAGUGACUUCCAUCAAAUCCUGAAAAUAAUAGAAGAGGAAGGGAAAUCUGAACACACUAAGAAUAGAUACAUAUUUACGAGCGAAUACAACAUUGAAUUAUCUUCAUAUUUAUUUCAAAAGGCAACAAAGCAUUUUAAGGAAAGGCAUAGGGCAUUUAGGAGAGCAAAUGAUCCUGUAAAAUAUCUAGAACAAAAGAAAGAUGAUUUUUUCAUGAGUUUCAAGAUCUCCUGCCAAGGUGCAACCUCCAUCACAUGUUUUGUUGAUUUUCUGUGGCAAAAGCUCACUCCUGCUGUCUCUGCUACCAUCCAGGGGAAAAUGGUCCCUAGAAUAGCUGGGGAGAUAAGAGCCUCCUGCCCUGCAUUCAAUGGAAACAGAUCUAACCUGGAGAAACACAUUCUCAUCUCUCUAGCAGAAGAAGAAAAUUUUGAAAAUUAUUGGCAAUACAUUUAUAAUCCAAAAUCAUUUUGUAGGAGUUACAUUGAGAACUAUACCAAAAAGUACUGUUCAGACAACAGAGAUAAAAAAAUAAAGACUUUAUUCAAAACAAGUCUUGAUGACAUCAAGAAUACUAUCCUCUCUGCCAUUCAUGAAUCCACAGCAGUAGCUAAAGACAGAAGCAGCACUGCAUCUGGGUGGCUGGAUUUGUUCUGUGAUCACCUGGGGAACAACUUGAUUUUCCCACGAAGAGACUUGAUAAACAUUGAGCACCAAGAGAUAAAAGAUAUGGAUUUUCUCAAAGAAGCCAUGAGUGCAGGUUUGGAUCCUGCAAUGAAGAAGGUGGAACAGAACUUGUCAAGUAUGCCUAUAGAAGAAAUGGUUCCUGAAAUCGAGAAAAUCCUCUCUGAACAUCUCUGUGGAUGUUGGAAACAGUGUCCCUUCUGUAAAGCAAUUUGUACAAACACAAUUCCUGAACAUGAAGGAGACCACAGUGUUCCAUUUCAUCGUCCUCAGGCUGUCCGUGGAGUCAAUUGGUAUAGAACAGACCACUUUGUCAUUGAUUGUUGUACUAGUUUAGUAGCAAGUAAUAAUUUGCUUGUUUUGAGAGAUGAUUGGAUGAUCCCAUAUAAGAACUAUCGGGAGGCAGGAGGGGAUUAUGCCACAUGGAGCAUCACCCCAGAUUCAUCCACCCAGCCAUACUGGAAAUGGUUUGUCUGUCACUUCAGAACAAAAUUGGAAGAAAAAUAUCAACUAAAAUUUAUAGAUAAAGGUCAAAUGCCCUAUGAAUGGGGCAAAAUCACAAAGCAGGAAGUGCUUAAUGACUUGAAAAAAUAAUCUUCAAUGACCACAUAAAUACCUUAGCAUCUGUACAAAGUCACAGUACCAAGCAACCUCAAAACAUAUCCUCCUUACAACUAGAGCUUUACAUAUUCCACUUUGUAAAGGAAAUGUUUAAAAAGUGAUUAAAUAUCAAUUCAAGAAUUUAAGAAUUCCUGGAAAAAUACUUGAUAUCUCUCUGCCUCAAUUCCAUUUGGAUUAGAAAGAAAUUACUAAAAUAGGAGCAUAUGACAAAAUCCAAAUAUCUAGUUCCUAUUUUGAAAUAUUGCUCUACAUAUUUUAAAAUAUGUAAUACCUCAGAAAAAAAUCAUCUUCACACGGAAAAUUUUAAGUCAUUUCAUGAUACUACAAAUUUCUCUACAGUAACUGCAUGGCUGUUGAACUAAUAUACAAGUCUUGACAAGCAACGACAAAUAAACUUUCUCUAUUUCACUGAAUUUUUUCAGUCAUUCAAUCCACGAAGAAAAUUUACUCACCCUUAAACACAAAAGAUUCAUGGAAAUUUCAUGAUUCCCAUGUAUAGUAUUUUAUAGGGAUAUUUUAUUCUAGCAGAGAACAAACCAGAGACUUGACAAAGAUAAAGUCUUCAUCAAGUCAGGAAACAUUAUCAGGCAAACAUAGGAAAUAGAAGUUAAAUAAUUGCUUCAUUUAAUCAACAUUCUCUUCUUUCUGGUUUCUUGGAACUUCUUUGUCAUGCUACAAAAAGUUGAGUUAUUCACAAAGUUUAGAUCUUCAAAGCUGGUGUUAUCUGCCUGAGAUUACCUCCUGAAACAAGUGUAAUGAUAACCAUGUAAAUGGGACCCUACCCAUCAAGUCUGUGGACAAGGUCAAAUUAGAUAAAGCCAUUAAUGAUUAUAAACACCAUCCCCUAAAGAAAAAAAAAUGAAAAAAUAUCUACUUUUUAUAAAAAUUUCAUAAUUAUUAAUUAAUCUUAAUUGGGUUUUCACAUUUUAAUAAAAAUUUAUAUUUCAUAUAUAAAUAUAUAUUUCAUGUAUAAAAUGCAGAGGGGUGCUUAUCUACAAUGAGACAUAUUUUUGCUUCCUUAUACUUUUUCCGUGCUAGGGGAAUCACCCUUCUACAAACCUAUACCUUAUGCUCAGUUCUCAAAGCUGAUGAUUUAAAAUAAUGCUGAUGCAAGAAGAAAAUGUCCUCAUUUUAGACAUAAAGAUACCCUUUGGUUUCCAUUUACUGAUACAGGCUCUACCUAUCUAUGGACAGUGAAAAGACACAACCAAAGCCACAGUAGUUAAACAACAUAGAUCUUCAGAAAUGGGAGAUAGGAAUGCUGACUCCAUCACCUUUGUCCACCACAGGACUACAAAUAUAUUAUCAGUUUCAGAUCUACUGACUAGAAUCUCCAUAAGUUUUCUGUUUGUUUUUGUUGUAGUGCUGUGGAUUAAACCCUGGCAUUACACAUGUCAGGAAGCACAUUUUUACUCAACUACAGCAUUUUUUUUUUAAUUUCAGAGAUGGAGUUUCAUUAAGAUGCAACCUGUGAGCCUCCUGCCUCAGGCUCUCAGGUUGCUGGGAUUAAAGGUAUCAGAAAUCUUGAAAAAAUUGUGAAGGAUAUAGGUGUUCUUGAACAGAAUGAUUUUUUUUUUCUGAAAAAAUAGUCUUGGUGAGAGUUGGGAGGAUCUCUUAAUGAGAUCAACCUGAUAUAGUAUUAGGAACAGAAGCUCUGCACAGCAUGGUGCCUGUCACACUCAUCACUGCAAGCUUUGAAAAGGCUUAAUGUUCAAUUGACAUUAGCUGAAUGCUUUUAUUUAUUUAUUUUUUUAUUGUUGGUUGUUCAAAACAUUACAUAGUUCUUGAUAUAUCGUAUUUCACACUUUGAUUCAAGUGGGUUAUGAACUCCCAUUUUUACCCUGUAUACAGAUUGCAGAAUCACAUCAGUUACACAUCCAUUGAUUUACAUAUUGCCAUACUAGUGUCUGUUGUAUUCUGCUGCCUUUCCUAUCCUCUACUAUCCCCCCUCCCCUCCCCUCUUCUCUCUCUACCCCCUCUACUGCAAUUCAUUUCUCCCCCUUGUAUUAGCUGAAUGCUUUUUAUAUUGAAUGAAUCAAUAUAGCCUUCAACUAAUAAGUCUCAUAUAUUACUUUUGAUUUUAAAGCCAAAAAUAUUUUGCAAAAGUAAAAAGGCCUCUAAUAAAUUCCUCAGGUAUGUUAACAGUGUGAUUCUUACAUGAGAUCCCAAGGAAAAACUAGAGAGAUGACAAAAAUAUUGGGAAGAGGUAAAUUAGAAUAAAAGAAGAUGACUAUGUAGAGAUGGUGUUUUAUGUGAUACAAUUAGGGAAAAUAAUCAAGUUGGUGCCAGAAAUGGGAGAGAUAAUAGUGUUAGUAUUUUGGGUCUCAUUAGGGAAGAGACCUCAGGAACAGUGGAGCAGGGGAGAGGAGUCAGUGGGGAUGAGAACAUCAAGAUGUAGAGCACUGAGUCUGAUUGAAGGUCACAAAAUUAGAGUUGAAAAUAGGUGCAAGGUUAGUAGGGGUAGGGUUCUCAUGGGUAGCAGAAUGAGCCUCAGUCACUGAGGUGAGGAGCAGAGAAAAAGGAAUUGGGGGUCACCACAUGAGCAGAUUUCACAUGUUCCAGUCAUUAAGGCAAAGGUGCCAAGUAGUGUGGUAAAGGAAUCACAAGGCCAAAAGAGAUGGGGCAAGGAUGGUAAUGGACCUAGGAGAGUAUGGAAAUUCAUGACAGGAUGUAAGUUAUUCACUUAUACGUGGACUCCAAAAAUGAGAACUCAUAGAAAUAGAGAGUAGAAUGCAGGUUACCAGAGACUGAGGACAGGGUGGGGGAUAGGGGAAAGUUUGGUCAAAAGGGAAAGUUUCAGUUAAAGAAGAGGAAAAAUUCUGGUGAUCUAUAAAACCAGGUGACUAGUAAUUAUGCUAAUUAUUAUCAUUAGUACUAUUGCUAUCUUACUGAAAUGUAGUUGUGUUUAUAGUCUGCUCACUUGUAAGAAGCAAGUCCAAGCUUUCUAUUUUAAUCCAAGUAUGAGUUGCAUAAGUGUUUGUAGUGCUCUUUUCUCAGUCUGUGUUUUAUUUUCUCUAAAUGUAAUCUUAAAAUAAAGUAGAAUUAAAAUACUCAUGCUUAAUGAAUUACACAAUACAAAAUUGCAAACAGUGAAUUUUAAGUGUCAUAACCCCCCAAAAAUAGAUAAGUAUAUAAAGUUAUGGAUAUGUUAAUUUGCCUAAUUUGCUUAUUCCUCAAUCUAUACAUGUAUAAAAGCAUCAAAUUGUACCCCAUAUUAUGUACAUUUAUUAUCUGUCAAUAAAAAUUAAAAAUAAACUGAAUAAAAAAUGAUUUACAUAAAAUGCAAUGGAAAACUGCUUCAAGAUUUUUUCAGGAGAUCUCUUUUUCUUAGAGACAGAUAAUAUGAACCCAAUAACAUCUACAGAGUGUGGUAUGUCUAAAAAUUGACCCCUUUAAAUUUGGGGGUGCUUUCAUUGGAACACUGAAGAUAGACUUGUGAAAUGCAUAAUUGUCAUUUUAUUCUUACCUUUAUUCUUACAUUGAGAGAAUGGUUAUUCUCUCAAUUCCAACUUUCAGUAAAUUCUAAACAAGCUAUUCAAACCUUUAUUAUUGUUGUAUAUGAGUUUUGAGGGCAAUAAAGAGUAUUAAAUUACAUUAUAUUGUUUUGUAUUAUACUAUAUCAUAUGUUUGUGAAGAAAACCAAUAGUGCUAUCAUUGUAGUAUUGGUAUCUGUGUGAACUUGGACUUGUAAUUUAGCCCCUGUGUCUUCAGGCAUCCUAACACUGCAAUGAUAGGAUUCUCAUUAAUAAAUGAAUGGCUACUUACAAGGCAUGGAGGACAAUGCUACACAUGGAGUAAGUACACUGUAAGUGUCAGUUGUUAUGUCAUGCUGUCUAUCCCAGGUUCCUUUUUCAUUUGCUUUUGAAUAAAAUUUUACUAGAAGCACACCAAUAGAUGAAGUAGUCUCACUGGAAGUUCAUUAACAAUAGUAUUCAACAUGGCCUCCUUGGGAAGUCACACUUGAUAAUAUAGUCUUUAAAAUGUCUAAUUAGUGCUGAAGAGGUCAGAGACUUGAUCUCUCAAAAAAUAAAAUAAAAUGUCUAAUUAAUACUUAAUAACUCAAAAUGCAGUUCAGAAUAUCAAAGUUCUUCAGUACUUUAUUAAUAGCUAUAUGUAUUUGAAACACAAAUUAACCAAAUGCAACCAAGUCAAUUUUGUAAUGUUUUUUGUCAGUGUGAAAUAGAUCUCAGGUUCCCCAUGCCUUAGAUAGAUCUUAGGUUUCUCAUUCCUGAGAAAUAAAUUUGCAUGCACACAAUUUGUUUUAGAAGUUAUUCCUGUAAAAAAAUGAAUAAUGGAGAGAGGAAACAAGAAGAGGUGGUCUUCAAGAUGAAGAAGGGAAUUAGUGGAUUUAAGUCAAGUGUUAACUAUUAGGGAAUGCCAGCUUGCUACUGUAGUUAAGAGCAGGAACUUAGCAUCAAGACUGCUUAGAUGUGUAUGUAAAUAAAGACCCCAUCACUUUGCUAGCUAUCUGCCCUGGGAUAAGUCAGCAUGUGUCUGCUUCAUGUGCUUCUUCUAUAAAAUUCUGCUAUCUCAUAAAGGUGUGAAGAUGACUUGGAUAUAAUAUGUAUGCCUGGCUCUUGGUAUAUGUUCCCGUGUUAGCUGGUUGUAGUACCAGGGAACAAAAUCUUGUUAAUAGAAGUCAUUGUGCCACUAUUAUUACUGCAAUGAAAUGCAGUGAGGUCUCCACUCAAGGCUCAGUUGCAACUUCCUGAAGAUGCAGAUCCAACAUUCAUAUUUUGAGCCAAGUAAUGUUUAUAAAUAUGUUUGUCUGACUGUUUUCUCUAUAUUUUAUCUAAAUAGAAUAUUAAAAAAUAUAAUAAAAACCAUAAAGAAAAAAUGUAUGAGGAACAGAAGGAAGAAAGGCUGAGUAAGAGCAUUAUAAGGUUCUUUUGACAAUAGCCAAUCACCUCCAAUGUCAUUAUUUUUAAGGCAAUGCAAGGGAUUUACAUAAAUUGGGGAAAAAAUGUGAACCUGAUCAUGUUCUCCUAGAAACAACAGUCCUAAUUGUUAAAUAUCUUUGGUUCUUCUCCUUUGAACAAAGAAAAGUAUCAGGUAUAUCUGUUACUUUACCCUGUAAUUUCCAUUAUCUCCACUGUGGGGGAACAUAAGCGCACCACUCAGAUCCUUCUUCAAGGAAGAGUUUGCUGCCCACAUGAGGGGAGUAAAGGAAGCAGCCACUCAUCAGUUGUCAUAUCUGCCUCAAUUGAAGAGAGCCUUUCCCCUGGGGUCAGGCUCUCCUGAGCAACUUGCAUCCAUGAUUGAGUGAGACACAGAGGCCCUGCCAUGUUGGCCUGACACAGGAUGCUCUGAUGGGCUCCACUCACUCCAGAGUUUCUGCCUUGUCCUGGAAGCAUCCUGAGGCCUGCACCACAGUUCAAUUUCUCCCACUGCCAAGUCCUAUUACUCCCCCUUCUUUCAUAAGUGUUUACCACUAAGAAAUAUCUUCCACGCUGUUUCAACAUCUGCUUCUGGAAAAACAAAACUGUGGCAUUAUUCAAGGCCUUGGUACAGAUUGCUGAGUGCAGAUGGAUUUGAACAAUGGGUUUGUGAAUAAGAAAGAAACUGAAAAAAAGAAAAUAAGUGCUACAUAAUAUUCUGUUCCCAAAACCAGUAUGAAGAGAGCAGCAGAGAGGAUGAAGGCCUUUCAGAAUAGACUAGCAGACAGGAAAGCGAAGAGCAAAGAGAAGCAUGAGACAGUUGCUAGAUGAGCCACUCAUUAGUCAGUAAUAAUUAAUAAAUAGAAAACUGAUAAUUUUUUUUUUAAAAAAGAGGAAAACUAACGAGGAGAAGAAGAAUAGAUAUUUUUCCAUUUGGCCUUCGAAUUGGUAGUUGGAGAGGGGUGUAAGGGUUCUGUGUUUGGGAUUGAGGUCGCUGAUGGUUCAUGACUGUGGCAUGCUUAGUGAGUAGGAAGGAUCUGUGCAAAAACACAGAAUGUGUGGCUGCUAGGAAAACCUCUGUGCAAAAACACAGAAUGCCUACCUGCUGUAGCAAUACCCUGCACGAGGAGGCUCUGUGUUAGAGUCUUAUCAGCCUCAAACAUGAUUUCAGGCGCACAGCUCCUGUUUCACCAAGCUCUGCUGAGCCUGAACCUGCCCACAUAACAGUUAACUUUAAACAAUGGAUUUUCUUGAGAGCUACACAAAGCUCCUCACAAUGCACAUUGCAACUAUAUUAUGUAACUGAGGAAUAAGCUGCAUAAUGUUGCUAACUCUGUAACCUUUCUAAUGACACAAUGAAGAAUAAUGUACUACUGAUACCAGUGACCUAAUGUAACAUAUUAAUAUAAAUAAAGCUGGUAUCUUGGC
Molecule: messenger RNA, 14137 nt
Organism: Marmota monax (woodchuck)
Lineage: Eukaryota; Metazoa; Chordata; Mammalia; Rodentia; Sciuridae
Product: interferon-induced very large GTPase 1
Exons: 4
Coding region: 558-7805 (2415 amino acids)
Molecular function (GO): GTP binding
Source: RefSeq, a predicted model, not a curated record